Molecule: messenger RNA, 1168 nt
Organism: Paramecium pentaurelia
Lineage: Eukaryota; Ciliophora; Oligohymenophorea; Peniculida; Parameciidae
Source: the annotation of a GenBank genome assembly
AUGAUUUGUAAAACCAAGCAUUAUUUUUUUGAUCAUCAGUAUAAAGUUUUUAUUGAAGAGGAUCAAAUACUAAUUGGAAAGGUAAUAGCCUAAUUAAAUAUUAUAGUAAAAAGAAUCUAUCAAGUAUAAAGUUUCAUUUUCACAUAAAAUGUUGAUAUUCUGGAUGUUUUAAUAAGGGAAAUUCACUGGGUUUAAAAUUUUGCUUAAAGAAAAAUGGAAGUAAUUUGACAUGAAUCAUGAGGAUUGUUUAAAAUUCAAGAAGAGUUUAGAUGGGAGAAUAGGUUACAGCAGAAUAGAAUCUCUAUAUAAAUUCUAAGGCACAGUAGGCUUAGGGAGCUAUAGUGAAGUACAUAUAUUUUAAAAACUAAGGUAUUCUUAAUAUAAAGCUAUCUCGAUAAUUCAAAAUAUAUUGCUAAAAAAAUGGCAAUCAAUUCAAAAAAUGUGUUUAGUGUAAAGCGUUAUUAAUAAAUUUAUAGCUUUUCAAUAAUGAAUUAUAAGCUUUACAAAAUCUCAAACAUCCACAUAUCAUAAAGUUGAAAGAGUUUUAUAUGAACUAUGCUGAUUGUUAUAUAGUAACUAAUUACAUUGAAGGAGAAUCUCUGGCUAAAUUUUUGAGAUACAAUAAAAAAAUAUGUAUUAAAGAAAUCAAUAGUAUACUGAAAGUAUAUAUAAAUCUAUAACAAAAGUAAUUAUUUGAAGUACUAUCAUACAUCCAUUAAAAUGGUUUCAUACAUAGAGAUAUAAAGCCAGAGAAUAUAUUAUAUAAUAAAGAACAUAAAUUUAUUACUUUGAUAGAUUUUGGAUUUGCAACAAGGAUUGGAUUACAAGAAUAUAGUGCAGGAACUCCUGGUUAUACUGCACCUGAAUUAUUUGAUAAUGUUGUUUCAACUGAGAAAUGCGACAUUUUUAGUUUGGGCUGUAUAUUAUAUGAAAUGUAUAGAUUAUUAUUAUUAUUAUUAUUAGAAUUUAUGGGAAAAAACUAUUCUAAGGAUAGUCUCUUUAUGACAUUCAAUAAGUUAAUAUGAAAUGUCAUUAUAAUCUCAACCUUACUGAUCACCCUUUACAUGAUUUAUUAAGUAGAAUGCUUGAGAAAGACUUAAGAAAAAGAAUUAUUGCAAAAGAAGGGUUGAAUCUCUUAUUAUAAUUUGAAUAAAACAUUCAAAUUUGA